AUGGAGCAGUAUACCACCACCACAACGACGAGUGGGGAACAGAUAGUGGUACAGGCAGCUAGUGGACAGAUUCAACAGCAGGGCGCUGUGACUGCAGUCCAGCUGCAGACUGAGCCCCAGGUUGUCCAGGCUGCAGGUCAGCAGGUGCAGACACUCCAGGUAGUCCAAGGCCAGCCGUUGAUGGUGCAGGUUAGCGGGGGCCAACUCAUCACAUCCUCUGGCCAACCCAUAAUGGUCCAGGCAAUGCCAGCGGGCCAGGGCCAGACUAUCAUGCAGGUCCCAGUGUCUGGUACACAGGGACUUCAGCAGAUCCAGUUGGUGCAGCCAGGUCAGAUCCAGCUCCCUAGUGGACAGACUCUACAGGUUCAGGGUCAGCAGGGGCAGACCCAGCAAAUUAUCAUCCAGCAGCCCCAGACUGCAGUUACUGCAGGACAGAACCAGGGCCAGCAGCAGAUCACAGUACAGGGACAGCAGGUGGCUCAAACUGCUGAGGGACAGACCAUCGUUUACCAGCCAGUUAAUGCUGAUGGCACUAUUCUACAGCAGGGAAUGAUCACCAUACCUGCUGCCAGUCUGGCAGGAGCCCAGAUUGUACAGGCUGGAUCCAACACAAACACAACCAACAGUGGACAAGGAACAGUGACUGUCACACUGCCUGUGACUGGCAACAUUGUGAAUGCAGGAGGCAUGGUCAUGAUGGUUCCAGGCAGCGGUUCUGUUCCCACAAUGCAGCGGAUUCCCCUUCCCGGGGCAGAAAUGCUGGAGGAAGAGCCUCUUUACGUCAAUGCCAAACAGUACCAUCGUAUUCUCAAAAGGAGGCAAGCACGUGCCAAACUAGAGGCUGAGGGCAAGAUCCCUAAGGAAAGGAGGAAAUACCUUCACGAGUCUCGCCACCGUCAUGCCAUGGCGAGGAAGCGGGGCGAUGGCGGGCGCUUCUUCUCACCGAAGGAAAAGGAGGAGGGGGCACAACCCAUGCAGGUGAGCAGGGGGCAGGGUCUGCCUAAACAGGAUGACAUGUUUAGGGGGCUGGAGCUCAGCUCUAAUUGGCCGUCCACCUCUGCUCCGCCCCUUGGCUAA
This is a messenger RNA of Chanos chanos (milkfish), 1077 nucleotides long. RefSeq names its product nuclear transcription factor Y, alpha (gene nfya). Gene Ontology annotation, molecular function: DNA binding; DNA-binding transcription factor activity. The record is from RefSeq and is a predicted model, not a curated record. Gene Ontology annotation, cellular component: CCAAT-binding factor complex. Lineage: Eukaryota; Metazoa; Chordata; Actinopteri; Gonorynchiformes; Chanidae. Gene Ontology annotation, biological process: regulation of DNA-templated transcription. The coding region runs from base 1 to 1077 and encodes 358 amino acids. The transcript has 8 exons.